This is a messenger RNA of Leucoraja erinaceus (little skate), 565 nucleotides long. Its product is annotated as syntaxin-binding protein 4-like. The record is from RefSeq and is a predicted model, not a curated record. The coding region runs from base 33 to 380 and encodes 115 amino acids. The transcript has 4 exons. Lineage: Eukaryota; Metazoa; Chordata; Chondrichthyes; Rajiformes; Rajidae.
ACACACAGGACCUGAGGAAGAGGCUCGCCGUGAUGGACUGUCAACUCCGCAAGAGCGAGGCGGCUCGCAAAACAUUCCAGCUGUCGACCGGGAAACUGCUGCAGUUUGUGGAGAAGGAUCUGCCCACAGACACUGCAGCCGCCCGCACCAGCGCAUGUUACAGCCCUGCUGCCAGGAGGUUUUCGGGACCGCCGGCAGCUCAGAGCCUCUCACGGAGCAGCCCCGGCAACACCAGCAACAACAGCGGCAAGGUGGCGGGACUCAGCUCACAGGCCCAGGAACUGUGUACGUCUGUACGUGCCCUGAUAGAGGCUGACUGCCUGCCCUACGGAUGGGAGGAGUCUCACACCACGGAUGGCACCAAGUACUUCAUCAAGUGAGUAUCUCGGGGGAAUGUAUCUGCCUUGUGGGUAGCUGGGAACUGCAGGCACUGAAUGCUUGGCCUUCCACCGUUAAACUUCAGUUCAGUCGCUGAUGUGGGCUGGUGGUCCCAACUCAGGAGACGACCUCUUGAAGGUGGACAAAAAUAGCUGGAGUAACUCAGCAGGUCAGGCAGCAUCUGUGG